UACGGUACCGGCACUCCAGACAGGUGGGUCUUUUGCCUGCCGGAAUAUAAAGCUGAGCGGGUGUUUUACCAUCGCCAUCCACCGCCCUCCCUCGACCCAACCAUCCCUUCCCCGACACCCACCCGCAAUCUGGAAAUGCCCCUCCGUCUAGUUUCACCUAGAGGCCUCACUUCACCUCGCCUUCGCCGGGCCGCCCGGGAUUCCCCGAGACUCUUCCGGAGCUUCACAUCACCAGCAAGGGCCUCCGUACAGCCCAAUGGCAGGUACGCCACAGCUGUGGGAAUUGCGGGAGCAGUUGCUCUCGGGGUGAUAACUGCAGCAUACGUACAGCUACCUCACCUCUUCCUCCCCCCCCCUUCUACCACUACCAUUUCCAGUCAAUGACUAGAUUACAAUCGCAUUCCGCUUCGUCUAGAGCUGAUUGUCCUCCCCCAGAGCCCAUAUAGCCAAACCCACUGUGACGCUCCCUCCAGCCUCGCAAUCGACAAACGCGAUGCCAUUCACAAACACGAAUCCGGGAUAACCCCUUCCUCACCUAUGCGUCUAAAAAUGGAGUCCUACAUCAAAGAAAAGCAAAAGGAAAUAGUGGCAGCUUUGGAAAAGGUCGAUGGGAAACCCUUCAUCAUUGACACCUGGGAGCGGAAGUCCUCCGGUGGUGGUGGGAUCUCCUGCGUCCUGCAGGAGGGAAACGUAUUUGAAAAAGCCGGGGUCAACAUUUCCGUGGUCUACGGUAAGCUCCCACGUGCGGCGAUAGUGAAGAUGAGAGCCGACCACAAGAACCUUGAUCCCGCCGUCGAGAGCCUGGACUUCUUCGCUGCGGGACUGAGUAUGGUUCUCCAUCCAAAGAAUCCGAUGGCACCAACAGUGCACUUGAAUUAUAGGUACUUUGAGACGAUGGCUGAGGACGGGAGUACUCAGGCGUGGUGGUUUGGUGGGGGCACGGAUUUGACGCCGAGUUAUCUGUUUGAUGAGGACGCUAUUCACUUUCACAAAACUAUAAAGGAGGCGUGUGAGAAGCACGAUAAGCGUUAUUACCCUACCUUUAAGAAGUGGUGUGAUGAGUACUUUUGCGUCAAACAUCGGGGGGAGAGUAGGGGUAUUGGCGGAAUCUUUUUUGAUGAUUUGGAUGAUAAGGACCCUGAGCAGUUGUUCGGCUUUGUGCAGGAUUGCUUGAAUGCAUUCUUGCCGAGUUAUAUUCCUAUUAUCCAGAAGCGGAAGGUAUGCUGCCUAAAUUAGGAAUAGCUUGGAGGGUUUUGCUUAACCGUGGUAGAAUAUGCCAUUUACUCCUGGAGAAAAAGCCUGGCAGCAGCUACGUCGUGGAAGGUAUGUUGAGUUCAACCUCGUCCAUGAUAGAGGCACUGCUUUUGGACUUAACACUCCUGGAGCUCGUGUGGAAUCGUGAGUCCCCCUAUCCCCGCAUCCUCACAUAGAGAUACACUAAUUCCAUAGAAUCUUAAUGUCAUUACCCCUAACGGCCGGCUGGAAGUACAUGCACUCUCCAGCCCCCGGCUCAAGGGAAGAGAGACUACUAGAGGUCCUGAGGAAACCAGUGGACUGGGUAUAGUCUUCUUUUUGUUAUUUUCUUUUCUGCUUCUUCCUCCCCUCAAAAGAAGCGUACCUGCAUAGCACGUGCGCAUGGAGGUCUUGAAUAGGGUGCCUUAGACUAGACGACCUGUGCUGGAUAUAUUAUCAAUCGGCAGAAUGGGGAUUGGUUCUGGGUUCGCUCCAUGCGUGUGGUUUUGGACUGGACUAGGCUCCUACUAAAUAGCUCGAGCUGGAGUGCAUAGAGCUAGAUCUGGAGGGCCACUAUCCUAUGAAUCUUGAAUGGGCAGUCUUGUUUUGCUG
Tuber aestivum (summer truffle) is the source of this 1845-nucleotide messenger RNA. NCBI's taxonomy places the organism in Eukaryota, Fungi, Ascomycota, Pezizomycetes, Pezizales, Tuberaceae. The record is from the annotation of a GenBank genome assembly.